UUGGACAGAAGAGUCAGGCUUGAAGUUGUUGGAACUGACGCCAACUACUACAACCGUGCCUACUGGAUAAUAACCCCCCAGGAAGGUGGAAAGUUCAUCUUCGAGAACGUCGAGACUCAGCGUUACUUGUUCCAAACUGGCGAAGCAAUCAAAGGUGACUGUGGAAGCGAAGGUGGCUGGAAAAUGUCGAGCGGCUUUGCGGCGCCACUGACGCUUGGAACGGAUGCAAAUUACUACAAUCUAGCCUACUGGAAAAUAAUCCCCCAAAAGGACGGCAAGUAUUUUAUCGAAAACGUGGUGACGCAACGUUAUUUGUUCCAAGACGGCCCAGCAAUCAGCGGGAAUCGCGGAGACGAAGGCGGUUGGAAAGCGGCCUCAGGAUUCCAGGCUCCCACUACAUUGGGAACUGAUGCAAAUUACUACAACUGA
Messenger RNA from Geodia barretti, 429 nucleotides. Lineage: Eukaryota; Metazoa; Porifera; Demospongiae; Tetractinellida; Geodiidae. The record is from the annotation of a GenBank genome assembly.